Angiostrongylus costaricensis is the source of this 801-nucleotide messenger RNA. The record is from the annotation of a GenBank genome assembly. Lineage: Eukaryota; Metazoa; Nematoda; Chromadorea; Rhabditida; Metastrongylidae.
AUGGAAAAAUCUUACUGUUGCUUCUUUUUGAUCCAACGAGCAAGCAGAUCUCCAAAAUUACUUUCUUAUCGAAAGAAUGUUUUUAGUGGUACAGUGCUUCAUCAGGCCGUACAGAUGGGAAAUGCCGUAAUGGCAAAAAGCCUUUUGGACAUGGAGUCGGUGUGGAUAGAUGAAGAAGAUGGAAAAGGCCGGACAGCUCUUCAUUAUUCGAUGGAGCAGGACUCAUUCGACGUGGUGAAGGUGCUGGUAACUGCAGGAGCAAAUCUGGAUUGCGUGGAUAUUCAUGGAAUCUCCGGCUGUCAUUUGGCAUGCAAAGAAGGAAGAAUAAAUGCGUUCGAGUUGUUGAUGCUGCAUCAGGCGGACGUGUUCUGUAUUGACAACGCCGGCAAGACACCGUUCGAUAUCGCAUGCGAAUUUGGCAAGCAAAAGAUGGUCGAGUACAUGCUAGGUGCAAUCGACAACUUUUCACUACUUCAACACGCAGGAGAUGGUCACAAAGCAUCUGCCUUACAUUUGGCUGCACGAAACGGUCACACUCACAUUGUAUGCUUGUUACUAGAAAACGGUUGGGAUGUGAAUCGUAUCACAGCUUCUGGAAGUGCACUCCAUGAAGCGGCCGGUUAUGGCAGAGCGCAAGUUGUGAGAUUCCUGCUACAUGCAGGAAUAAAUUCGUCACUGACGAACGCGACCGGCCUCACAGCGCUGGAGUACGCGAAAAAGAACGCAAAUCGAAAUCCCAUCACAUUCAAGGAGAUACGCUUCUUACUUAAACGUAAUAUUUGGGAAUAUGCUACAUUUUAA